Messenger RNA from Penicillium salamii, 861 nucleotides. The record is from the annotation of a GenBank genome assembly. Lineage: Eukaryota; Fungi; Ascomycota; Eurotiomycetes; Eurotiales; Aspergillaceae.
AUGUUCCGUCUGAAACCUUCCUUUCCUUCUUUGCCCCGAUCCCGUCUUUACCGAUCAUUCUCCGGUGCCCCGAAGCGCCCUCAGUACAAAACCUACUUUUCAGAAAACCCAUCUGCUCCUCCUCGGCCUCCUCGUCGCCUCAUUUCCCGCUUCCUCGGGUUCAGUGCCAUCGCCUUCUUUGCCUUCGGCGCCGGUCUAUCCUUCCAAAGUUUCCGCACCCUCAACCGCAUCAUGGCGGCUCCAAUCCCGACCAACGAGGAGACUCUCUCCGCAUACCAAGCCCCCGACUCUUUAUCUGCGCAGAUCGACGAGACCCUCCGCACCCACGCGGAGGCCGAGGCCCUGCGCGCCAACCCGGACUUCACGGAAGCGCGCCCCCACCACAAGAUCCCCGAGACGCUGCGCGCCCGCAGUUUGACGGCAGGGACCCUGGCCGGACCCGGCAAGAUCGUAGUACCCCCCUAUGUAUUCAGCGAGCGCGAUGGCAAGAGCAUGGUGUCUCUCAUGUAUCUUGGCUCCGAUGUCUGUGGGCACCCCGGCAUCGUCCACGGUGGUCUUCUCGCUACAUUGCUCGACGAGGGCAUGGCUCGUUGCUGUUUCCCCGCGCUACCUAAUAAGGUGGCUGUUACCGCCAACCUAAAUAUUGAUUACCGGGCCCCCGCGAUGGCGGAUCAAUACGUUGCCCUCCGCGCGGAGACUGUGAAGGUUGAGGGCCGCAAAGCGUGGGUGGAGGGACGCAUUGAGACUCUCCCGACCGAUGGCUCCGCCCCUAUGGUGUUGGUUGAGUCCAAGGCGUUGUUCAUUGAGCCCAAACAGGCUGCGGUAAGUGUCCAUUGGCAGGUUAAGUGGCACUCUCACUAA